Messenger RNA from Phragmites australis (common reed), 593 nucleotides. Its product is annotated as LYR motif-containing protein At3g19508. The transcript is spliced from 2 exons. The coding region runs from base 66 to 320 and encodes 84 amino acids. Lineage: Eukaryota; Viridiplantae; Streptophyta; Magnoliopsida; Poales; Poaceae. The record is from RefSeq and is a predicted model, not a curated record.
AUCUUCAUCUCGCCUCUGCCUGCUCUAAGCCCACGCAGUUCUUCAGCAGCAAGGGUGGGCGGGCGAUGUCCAACGCGGGUCUGCGCGCGUACCGGGAGGUGCUGCGCCUGGUGCGGCGGCUGCCGGUGGAGACGCGUCCGUACUACGCCAAGUACGCCCGCGAGAACUUCGUCAACUACCGCGAGCUCUCCGCCGAUGACGACCUCGCCGCCCUCCUCCGACGCGCGCACACUCACUCCGCAUGGGUCCUCUCCAAGUACUCGAUCGACGCGGGGGAGGCGGCGGCGCGGCUCAAGGAGCUCUGCGGUUGCCACACCUGACCUGACCUGACCGGGCAGUGAGCGACAAGACAGACACUCCCGAUGCACACGCCAGGUGUUCGACGAUAUGCUGCUCUUCACUUUAGGCUUGAGUUUGGUUUUAGAGUCUUGAAUAAUUUUUCAGUCUUCAUUUAUAUUUUCUUUUGUCCGUCUAGUUUGGUCCCAAUCGACCCGACGUUAUGGGGGAAUAAGUUGCGCGAACAUUGUGCUUGAUGCAUCAUCAUCUCCUCUGCCAUAACCCUUUUCAAUUCAACUUUGCCCAGAUUCCAAUUU